GAGAAAACAAUAGAGAGAGAGAGACAGAGGGCAACGAAAAAAAGCUUCGUUUUCCCCUAAAUUUCCCAUCCUCAAAUCUUCUCAAAACCCUAAUUUCAUUCGUUGUCGAAUCAAGCCUCGCGCGAUCUACAGACACCGUUCUCGCCUUCGGAUCGCCAUCUACGAUCGAGGAUCUACUCAUCUACAUAUCUCUUCUUCUCUAACUGGGAAAUUUCUGCUAACAGAAUUUUGAGGAAUGUCUCCAGCAUCCAAAUCCAAAUCCAAGGAUAAGGCUGCUGCCAGGGCAGCCAAGGAACAGACGAAGGCUUCAUCCAAGCCUUCCGCCCCUCCUAACACUGGGAGUGGCAUUCCAGCCAGUGCAUACAAUCCACUUUUGGGAACAUUCCAUACCCUUGAAACUGCACUAAUUGGCUCUUCACCACCUCCACACAGCAAUGGUCGGUUCCGGAAUAUAGAUGAGACUGAUGAUCACUCAGGUAGCUCACUUGGGACUGGAGCGGAGUAUGAUUCUGUUUCCAACAAUGAUAGCUGCUCUGGUGAGUCAGAAGACCAGAAAGAAAAAUUAGCUGGCACUCCUGUUCGGCAGGAGGCAAUUCCUGGUGCAGACAAUGACAAGCGUGACAAGAUUAGGCAGAAAAAUGAGAAGAAGCAUCAGCGUCAGAGGGAGAGGCGAGCUCAGGAGUUGCGUGAGCGGUGCAGUGGGUAUCUCAUGUCUAGGAAGCUAGAAGCACUUGCACAACAGCUUGUGGCAAUGGGAUUCUCUUCUGAGCGUGCAACAAUGGCCCUUAUAUUGAAUGAAGGAAAGGUGGAGGAAUCUGUUGCAUGGCUAUUUGAGGGAGGUGAGGAAGCUACACAACAGAAGGACUCAUACUUCGAUGGUGGAAGUAACUUGAAAAUUGAUAUUUCUGAAGAGCUUGCUCGAAUUGCGGAGAUGGAGAUCAGGUUCAAGUGCUCAAGACAGGAGGUUGAAAGAAUUGUUGUAGCCUGUGAAGGUGAUUUAGAUAAGGCAGCUGAGACCCUACGGUCACAGAAGCAGGAACCUCCUGCUGCUCUACCAAAGCUGGAAGAAACUGGCGACCCUCCGGUUGUGAAUAAUGGCAAGGUAGUUUCUGUCAAUCAGAGCCCAGUGAGAUUACAAGCAAAACCUGCUGCCUCGGUUACUAUACAACAGAGAAGGGAUUCAAGAGAUUUUAAUUACACUAAGGCAGCACCUACAGUUGUGGCAUCGACAGAAUCUGGAAAUAGAAACUUGCAGUCUUUGAAGAGGAUUCAGUUGAAAUCAGACUGGGCAAGGUCACAAGUGACAACACCGGUGGAGAAGCGGUGGCCCAAUGCUGCAGCAAGCCCUUCUCCUUCAUAUUCCUUAGCAUCUCCUUUGCAGGUUUCUACUCCACAAGCGAAGACAGAGGCUCGUUAUGUGGUUGUCGGAAGUGAAGUUAAGAACCUUCAAACGGGAGCAGUUAGAGAGCCUGUGAUCAUGAUGCAGCGUCCUCAAUCCAUCAACAAUGCAAAGCAGAAUCCUGCAACAAGUGUCAGUGCCUCACCCCCUGUGACAGCUGGAUGGUAUCCCAACAGUGCUGCUGGUGUUGAAAUCAUGAAGUCAAAUGGAGGUUUAGCACAUAUUCCAAACACAAGCCUUGGACCAAGCAGUCUGAACUCACAGCAGGUCUACCACCAGUCUCAAUAUCAACCAUUUGUGUCCAGCCCUGUAGAAUCCCAAGCAACUGGAUGGGGAAGCUCAUGGGGCACAGCAGGGACAUCUUCUUCUCGUUCUGUCCCACCUUCUUUGGGGCUUUUCUCAGGUUGGGGCUCAAAUGGUGCUUCGGGCUCAUCUUCACCGGUGGAUUGGAACACAGGAGGCUCAAUGCCACAGUGCGACUACACCAACAUAGACUGGACCUUGGAAUCAUCUUCGAACUCAAGGUCAAAUGGGUUGUGGCUGGGUCUUGCAUCAAUCAUGAAGAAUAGCCGUAUGUACGACUCAUGGUCACCUUCAACAAUGGCGGGUGCAAAGCCUGCGAUGAGGUCGGCAGCUGCAAAUGGUGUCUCCAUUGCUGGGUUGCAGGAAGGUCCAGUGGUAGUGGAUACACCUUCAGCGGCGUCUUCUGCAGGUUCACAUGAGUGGACAUCUCCUUUCGCAGGGAAGGAUCUCUUCAGUCUGCCCCGGGAAUUUGUUACAUCCCCAUCUCUGUAGGAUGAGGCAGGACCUCAAAAAAUAGAAAUGAAAGGACAGAAAGUGGGUGCA
This is a messenger RNA of Telopea speciosissima, 2245 nucleotides long. RefSeq lists its product as uncharacterized. The transcript has 2 exons. NCBI's taxonomy places the organism in Eukaryota, Viridiplantae, Streptophyta, Magnoliopsida, Proteales, Proteaceae. The record is from RefSeq and is a predicted model, not a curated record. Gene Ontology annotation, molecular function: protein binding. The coding region runs from base 236 to 2194 and encodes 652 amino acids.